Messenger RNA from Camelina sativa (false flax), 2163 nucleotides. Its product is annotated as AP2-like ethylene-responsive transcription factor AIL5. Gene Ontology annotation, molecular function: DNA binding; DNA-binding transcription factor activity. NCBI's taxonomy places the organism in Eukaryota, Viridiplantae, Streptophyta, Magnoliopsida, Brassicales, Brassicaceae. Gene Ontology annotation, biological process: regulation of DNA-templated transcription. The record is from RefSeq and is a predicted model, not a curated record.
CUCUCUCUCUAUUUCUCUGUUCCUCUCUCUCAUACAUUUCCUCACUCGUCUCUCUCAUAUUGACCUCUAUAUCUGUGUCGUGUCCUCUCUCUUUCUCUCUCUUUCUCUCUCUAUCUAUCUCUCAAACCCUAGAGGAAGGGAGUUAAAAGACGAGACCUUCCACUAUUUCCAAAGUCGUAAUAAAUCUCUCACUCUAUCUCUCUCAUCCAAAAGACUUCACGAGUCCCCAAAGAGAAAAAACCCUAUUCCCAAAGAUGAAGAACAAUAACAACAAAUCUUCUUCUUCUAGCUAUGAUUCUUCUUUGUCUCCUUCUUCUUCAUCUUCUUCCCACCAGAACUGGCUCUCUUUCUCUCUCUCCAACAACAACAACAACAACUUCAACUCUUCCUCAAACCCUAAUCUCACUUCCUCGACAUCUGAUCAUCAACAUCCUCACCCUUCUCACCUCUCUCUCUUUCAAGCUUUCUCCACUUCACCAGCCGAACGGCAAGAUGAUUCACCGAGAGUUUCAACCGGCGAUGCCACGGCGGUCCUUUCCAUUUACCCCGGCGGUCCUAAACUCGAAAAUUUUCUCGGCGGUGGAGCCACAACGACGACAACAAGACCAAUGCAACAAAUGCAAUCUCUCGGCGGCGUUGUCUUUUCUUCCGACCUACAGCCACCUCUUCAUCCUCCCUCAGCCGCCGAGAUCUACGACUCUGAGCUGAAAUCAAUUGCAGCUAGCUUCCUCGGAAACUACUCCGGUGGUCACUCAUCGGAAGUCUCGAGCGUACACAAGCAACAACAGAACCCUCUAGUUGUCCCAGAGACUUCGCCCACCCCGAAGAAGAGCGUAGAGAGUUUCGGACAACGUACUUCGAUUUAUAGAGGAGUCACAAGACAUAGAUGGACGGGAAGAUACGAAGCUCAUCUAUGGGACAAUAGUUGCCGAAGAGAAGGCCAAAGCAGAAAAGGAAGACAAGUUUAUUUAGGUGGUUAUGAUAAGGAAGAGAAAGCAGCUAGAGCUUACGACCUUGCUGCUCUUAAGUAUUGGGGUCCUACUACUACCACUAAUUUCCCGAUAUCGAAUUACGAAUCUGAACUUGAAGAGAUGAAACAUAUGACUCGACAAGAGUUCGUUGCUUCUCUAAGACGGAAAAGCAGUGGAUUCUCUAGGGGUGCGUCCAUGUACAGAGGUGUCACUAGACAUCAUCAGCAUGGUAGAUGGCAGGCACGAAUUGGAAGAGUUGCAGGCAACAAAGACCUUUAUCUCGGCACAUUUAGCACUCAAGAAGAAGCUGCAGAGGCUUAUGAUAUAGCAGCGAUCAAAUUCCGCGGGCUUAAUGCUGUCACCAAUUUUGACAUCAGUCGCUACGAUGUCAAGUCGAUUGCUAGUUGUAAUCUCCCGGUGGGUGGACUAAUGCCUAAACCAUCCCAAGCUACCGCAACAACAACAGCUGAGAAAACCGUUGAUCUAACUCCACCCGAACCUCCUUCUCUGACCACACCGUCGCUCACCUUCGACGUGGCAACACCGGUCCAUGACCAUGGAGGAACUUUUUACCACACCGGGAUACCGAUCAAACCAGACCCGGCUGAUCAUUAUUGGUCCAACGUUUUUGGAUUCCAGGCAAACACGAAAGCCGAGAUGCGACCAUUAGGAACUUUUGUGUCGGAUCUUCAUAACCCUUCUCCAGGUUAUGCUAUAAUGCCGCUAUUGCAAGAAGGCGAAAACAACUUUGGUGGUGCUUAUGUUGGGGCUGAAGGGUAUUAUAACAAUCAUUCCAGUGCAUCGAGCACUGUCUCGGCUAUUCCACUAUCCUCAACAACAGCAAUAGGUAACGCGAACGAAGGGUACUGGAUUAAUAACAACAACAUUUCAAAUUCUUACCAAAAUGCAAAGUCAAAUCUCUCUGUUUUGCAGACACCGGUUUUUGGGUUGGAAUGAGUUCUCUCUUAUCCUAAUUUGUGAGAGCGAAAAGAAAAGAAAAAAAGAUGUAGGAAAAGAAAGUCUAUGUUUGAGUUAAAGAUAUUUUCUUUUUUAGAUUAUUAUUGUUUAAGUAGGUUCUAAAAAUGUAUCUGUUAGUUUUUUCACUUUUAAUGGUUGUUUACUGACCACGAAUUUAGCUGGAUCUGACAGUACUAACUCUUUGUUUAAUGGCCUUAUGGGUUCUUUUUUCACU